CUGCCAGAAAAUACCGCGGCAGAAUAAGAGUGUGUCGCGGGGGUCGGAGUUUUGUUGGAGGCAAAAGGAAAGGGGGGCAGUCGUUGUCUGCUGCUGAAAACUGGACCGAACCUUAAAUUCCUUGGAUUUUUUUUUACAGUCGUAAUUGCUGUAUCAAGCAGCAGCAGCAGACAUGGACGGAGGUGAAGACCAAAACAGCAGCACCGCCACCAAUGGAAACCCUCAGACCAGUGGGAACUCUCGCACGCCCCAGAUAUCUCAGAUGUCUCUGUACGAGAGGCAGGCUGUUCAGGCCCUUCAGGCACUGCAGAGGCAGCCACACGCUGCCCAGUACUUCCAGCAGCUCAUGCUGCAGCAGCAGAUCAACAGUGCCCAGCUCCACAACCUGGCUGCAGUUCAACAGGCUACACUCGCAGCCAGCCGCCAGUCCAGUACCCCGAGCAACAGCAUGUCCCAGUCACCUACGACCGUCAACCACAGCACCACGUCUGCAGUCGGGACCAUGACUAAUCCUCGUCCUCACGGACCUGCCACCUCCGCAACAAGUCCAGCACUCAACCAGUCAGUGUUGCUGGGCGGGAACUCUGCCGGACAGGGCCAGAUGUUUCUGAGGGUCAACCGCUCUCUCAGGGCUCCACUCGCCUCUCAGCUCAUCUUUAUGCCUGGUGGUGCAGCAACUGCUACUGUGGCAACAGUGGCCCAGACACAGCCUCAGCAGCAGCAGCAGCAACAACAGCAGCAGCAGCAGCAUGAAGUUGCUUCUACACCUGGUGCACAGUCAGACAUGGACCAGGUACAGAACCUGGCUCUACACUGUGGCUCCACUCCCAGAGCAGUUACUGUCAAAUCUGAGCUGCCAGACAGGAAAGAUGUUUCCAGCUUUCCUAUUGGUCAGCAGCAGCAGCAGCAGACUUAUUCUCAGACAGCGCAGCAGCAUCAGCAGCAGCAUCAGCAGCAGGUUCAGCCACAGCAGCAGCAGCAGCAGCAGAUGGUCAAACCCAGUUUCCCUCAGCAGACUCCCACCAACGCUUUGACUGUAAAAACUGGGAACCAGGGCUUGACUGCUGCGUCUGCCGCUUCGGUAGCUCCGUCCUCCAGCUCCUCCGCCGCCCUCCCUCUCUCCCAGCUCCUCCUGUCCUCCUCUGCGGCCCCCGUCAUCUUGGUGCCCACCUCCAGUGUUCCUACCUCCACUCAGGGCUACCCGAUUGGUUCAGUGACUCCAAAGACCAACGUGAACACUCAGACUCUGGUGGUGCAGCCGCUUCAACAGAGCAACUCCUCCACAGAUAAGGGUCCAAUUCCCAUCCAGCCCAAGACCGCUCAGGGACACCGUCUGCCCGUGCAGUUACCCCCUCGACACCCUCCUCCCAUUCUCCCUGCCCCACCCAGCAACAGCCAGGCUGCCUCGGGGGCACACAACCCUCCCCACAUCCCUGUGCAGCUGGUUGGAGCCAGGCAGGGUUUAGCUGGAAACGCUCAGGCGGUGCCUCUGGCUCAGGCUCGGAGCAACACUUCUCAGGAAUGUAGUGGCAACGUUAGCAUGGCGUCAAACAGCAGCGCUUUGCAAACAAAGCCUGUCAUUGGCUCGUUGAAAAGGAAAUCCGACUGUGACCCCCCAAACGAGAUGGUCACGGAAACAUCAGACUCUGCCUCCAUGAAGGACGCGGCCCCUCCCUUAUCACCAGCUCCUACCAAGGACUCAGCUCUUCCCGCGGCCGCUGCCUUCCUGCCCCCCCCCACUCUGACCUUACCUGUGCCACUGCCAAGAGUCGGUCACGGUGACAAAGACAGAGCGCCGGUCCCUCAGGCUGUGGUCAAGCCUCAAGUUCUCACUCACCUCAUAGAGGGCUUUGUUAUCCAGGAGGGGGCGGAGCCUUUCCCUGUGGCCGGACUUCUCAAGGACAGAGACUUUGCUCUGGCGGGACGCACAGAAAACGGACCUCCAUUGCUGAAGUGUGAAUACUGUGGAAGUCUGGCACCAGCCAGUCAGUUCAGAGGCUCGAAGAGGUUCUGUUCAAACACUUGUGCUAAGAGGUAUAAUGUCAGCUGUAGCCAACACUUCAAGACCAGCAGGGGGAGGAGCGGCGCCGGACUCACGUCACCGCCCUCAGCCUCCUCUGAGGGCAGCGGGAGGCGCAGAGGCCCCUCACGGAGGAACAGCUCUAAUAUCACCUCCAAUAAAAUGUCAAACAGACACCCGCCAGUCAAGUGUCACUCUGAGUCCAGUCGGUCGGAUGACGUGUCCAGCGACGGCGAGGAAGAAGAGGAGGACGAUUCUCCUUCACUUUCACCAAGCUCCUCCCACUCCUGCUCCAGAGCGGAGCACAGCGCUCCUCAGUCGGACAGCUCGGCUCCUGGUAGUCUUCCUCUGCAGGGGGGCAACUUCCUGUCCGCCACUCCUGCUCAGUGGAGCGUUGACGAAGUCUGCAGGUUCAUCUCUUCACUCCAAGGCUGCGAGGAACUGGCUGCUCAGUUCCUGUCGCAGGAAAUCGAUGGACAGGCGCUCCUGCUGCUGCGGGAGGACCACCUCAUCUCCACCAUGAACAUCAAGCUGGGUCCUGCACUCAAGAUCUGUGCCUCCAUCAACAGCCUGCGUGAGUGA
Messenger RNA from Cynoglossus semilaevis (tongue sole), 2602 nucleotides. RefSeq names its product polyhomeotic homolog 1 (gene phc1). The record is from RefSeq and is a predicted model, not a curated record. Gene Ontology annotation, cellular component: nucleus; PRC1 complex. Gene Ontology annotation, biological process: negative regulation of DNA-templated transcription. The transcript has 14 exons. The coding region runs from base 173 to 2602 and encodes 809 amino acids. NCBI's taxonomy places the organism in Eukaryota, Metazoa, Chordata, Actinopteri, Pleuronectiformes, Cynoglossidae. Gene Ontology annotation, molecular function: histone binding; zinc ion binding; chromatin binding.